Molecule: messenger RNA, 1278 nt
Organism: Lathyrus sativus (Indian pea)
Lineage: Eukaryota; Viridiplantae; Streptophyta; Magnoliopsida; Fabales; Fabaceae
Source: the annotation of a GenBank genome assembly
AUGGGGCGUCGCAAACGGGAAAGUCUUCCACCGGCGAUUUCAAGCGAUGAUUAUCCUUCAAAGCGUAGGAGACACUCUAUGUUCGAGAUUUCGGCCUCUAAUCACGGAGUAUCUUCCUCUUCUAGGAAAUGGGUUUUCUCCUCCGAAAACUGUUCUGAUUGCUCGGAUACGAUUGUAGUUGUUUCAUACAAUAUACUUGGUGUUGAAAAUGCAUCAAAUCAUAUGGAUUUGUAUUCCAAUAUCCCGCGUCGUUUCUUGGAGUGGGGUAGACGCAAGAGGCUUAUACUUGACGAGAUUAACAGCUAUAAUGCAAGUAUACUCUGUUUCCAGGAGGUUGAUCAUUUUGACGAUUUAGAUGAUCUUUUUCAGAACAAUGGCUUUAAAAGUGCUUACAAGGCUCGCACAGGAGAAGCAAACGAUGGAUGUGCUAUAUUUUGGAAAGACAAAUUAUUCAGUCUUUUGUAUCAAGAAGAUAUAGAGUUCCAAAAGUUUGGUCUGCGUAACAAUGUUGCUCAGCUUUGUGUUUUGGAGGUAAACAAUGAUAGUCCAGAAUCUGACACAUCAAAACUAUCAGAGGAACAAUCUACCAGAAAGAAUAGAUUUGUAAUAGGAAAUAUACAUGUGUUGUUCAACCCUAACCGUGGUGAUAUCAAACUAGGCCAGGUCAGACUUCUAAUUGAUAAAGCUUACAAGUUAUCACAAGAAUGGGGAAACAUCCCUGUUAUUUUAGCUGGAGAUUUAAACAGUGUGCCACAGAGUGCAAUAUAUAAAUUUCUGUCUUCAUCAAAGUUAGACGUCCAAUUACAUGAUCGCAGAAAUAUGUCAGGACAGCUCGAAAUCCGGCCCAAUCACAGAUACUUCAGAUCAAAGAUUGGUGAUGAUGCUAGCAUUUCAAUGUCUGUUUCAAGGCAAAUGCUAUACAAAUGGAGUGCGGAAGAACUGAUCCUUGCAACUGGCGCAAAAGGAGUCACUCGACUUCAGCACCAGCUCAAGCUCCGCAGUGCUUAUAGCGGCAUUCCUGGAAAGCUUAGAACAAGAGAUGAUAUUGGAGAGCCCUUGGCAACAUCAUACCACUCUAAGUUCAUGGGAACUGUUGAUUAUAUCUGGCAUUCUGAGGAACUUAUCCCGGUCAGAGUUCUUGAAACCUUGCCCAUUGAUAUUCUUAGAAGAACUAGAGGACUCCCUAACGAGAAUUGGGGAAGUGACCACCUUGCCGUUGUAUGUGAAUUUGCCUUUGCAAAAAGUGCUGAAAGUUCUGAUUCUUCUGAUCUUCCCUAG